Messenger RNA from Phytophthora sojae, 591 nucleotides. RefSeq lists its product as hypothetical. The record is from RefSeq and is a predicted model, not a curated record. Bases 1 to 468 code for a protein of 155 amino acids. The transcript has a single exon. Lineage: Eukaryota; Oomycota; Peronosporomycetes; Peronosporales; Peronosporaceae.
AUGGGCGGCCACCUGCUCAAGCGCAAGGAGCGCCGCGUGCCCGGCGGCGCGGACGCGGCCGGCUCGCGCCCGGACGACGCGACCACGGAGUUCAACUUCGCCGAGGGGCUCAACGACUUCAACAAGCAGCAGGAGUUCUCCAAGCUCGAGGAGAGCGCCAAGCAGGAGCCCAAGGGCAGCUACCAGAAGUCGUCCUUCUUCGACACCAUCUCAUGCGACGCGCUGGACCGCCUCGAGGGGCAGCGGUCCCGCAUGAGCGGCGCCGAGGAGCGCAAGCUCAACACGGAGACUUUCGGCGCCGUGGGGCUCAACAACCGCCGGAACUUCCGGGGCCGCGGACGCGGACGACGCGGAGGAUACCGGAAUGGCAACUGGAACGGAGGCCGCGGCGGCAACGGAGGCGGCCGUGGCGGACGCAACAACAGUAACAACAACGGCUUCCCCAGACCGCAGCAGGCAGGACCCUAGUCGGAGACUGAGACUGGCUAGGUAGAUUUUCCCCCUCCUCGGCCGAGUCGACAUGAACACCAAGAACUGGAUACGACGAUUGCGACCGACUAAAUGGACCAUUGAGAGAAGGAUGACUCAUUU